Messenger RNA from Acanthamoeba castellanii str. Neff, 711 nucleotides. RefSeq lists its product as uncharacterized. NCBI's taxonomy places the organism in Eukaryota, Discosea, Longamoebia, Acanthamoebidae. The transcript is spliced from 4 exons. The record is from RefSeq and is a predicted model, not a curated record. The coding region runs from base 1 to 711 and encodes 236 amino acids.
AUGGGAUCGAGACCACGAACAAACUUCAGGGCACAGCAAGCGGCUGGAGCUGAUGCGUGGGCGCAGAGAGGAGGCAACAACAACGGGCCACAAAACAACAACGGCGGCGGUGGCUUCUUCAGCGGCUGGGGCGGUGGAGGUGGAGGCCCGCAGCACCAGCAGCAGUGGGGCGGGCCUCCUCCUGGCGGCUACAACCACGGAGGAGGCGGCAGUGGCUUCUUCAGAGGCUGGGGUGGUGGAGGUGGAGGUGGUGGAGGUGGAGGUGGUGGAGGCUACGGGCAGCAGCAGCACUACCCACCGCAGCACGGGGGCUACGACGACGAUGGUGCACAACAAGCUCCCGGGGUGGGGAACAACCCGUGGGGUCCCUUUGCCAACAUACGGCUCACGCCCACAACCAUUGCCAAGCUCUUUGCCAGCUUGUUGAUUGAUGCUAUCGGCUUCGCUACGUAUGCGGUGCCGGUGCUGGGCGAGGCUGGCGAUGCGGUGUGGGCGCCCAUCAGCGGCUUCCUCAUAUUCCUGCUCUACGGCAACAUAUGGCUUGCUGGCGCUGGCUUUGUGGAGGAGCUGAUGCCCGGCCUGGACUUCAUCCCAACCGCCACACUCGCGUGGGUGGCCGACAACACGGGCCUCCUACGGGCGGGCCAACAGUUUGGGUUCCUGCGCAACCUCUUCUCCAUGUUUGGCGGCGGCGGCAACGCAGCGCGCUAG